GAGUUUUCGAGUCGAGUCGAGCUCAGCAAUACUCGAGCUUGACUCAGCUCAUUUACACCCCUAUGUAUGAUUAUGCUGAAAUCAGCUUAUCUGCAUUCUCCGGAGGGGAGGAAAAGAAUUCAGAACAUGAUUCAAACAGGGCAGGAACUGAAUGAUUUGGAUCAGCUAGAGUUGGGACCAAUGAGGACGCUACUGUAUGGGGCUAUUGCUUGUGCUUGUGCCGAAGUUGCUACUUAUCCAUUUGAAGUUGUGAGAAGACAGUUGCAAUUGCAAGUCCAGGCAAGCAAAAUGGGUGCGCUGGCAACUGGUGUGAGGAUAGUUGAGCAAGGAGGUAUUUCUGCUCUCUACGCUGGGCUAAUUCCCAGCUUGCUACAAGUAAGUGGAUAAGCUUUAUAUUAAAAUCUCACAAAUC
This is a messenger RNA of Hibiscus syriacus, 412 nucleotides long. Its product is annotated as probable mitochondrial adenine nucleotide transporter BTL3. Bases 67 to 387 code for a protein of 106 amino acids. The record is from RefSeq and is a predicted model, not a curated record. Lineage: Eukaryota; Viridiplantae; Streptophyta; Magnoliopsida; Malvales; Malvaceae. The transcript has a single exon.